Panicum virgatum (switchgrass) is the source of this 567-nucleotide messenger RNA. Its product is annotated as translation initiation factor IF-2-like. The transcript has a single exon. The record is from RefSeq and is a predicted model, not a curated record. Lineage: Eukaryota; Viridiplantae; Streptophyta; Magnoliopsida; Poales; Poaceae. The coding region runs from base 1 to 567 and encodes 188 amino acids.
AUGCCUCCCAUGCGCCAGGCCGCGCGGAUCCGGUCCCAGGCAGCCGGAUCCGGCCUCAAGCUGCGCUGUCGCCGGACUUGGCCUCCCCGGCCGUGCGGAUCCGGCCUCGGGCAGCCCGGAUCCGGCCGCGCCGCCCCCGGAGUUGGCCGCUGGUACCACGUCCCGCCCUUACCGCCGGCGCAUCGCCGCCUGGGCACCUCCGCCCCACCACCCGAUCUGGCCGGAUCCGCCGCGGGGAGACCGGAUCCACCACAGCACGCUGCAGGGAGGGGAGCGCCUCGUGCUGGUGGAAGAGCUCGGGUGAGUGGAGCGCUGCCGCCGCGCCUACACCCGCGCCGCCCGCCGCGGCCGCACCCGCUGGAGGAGAGGGCUACCCUGCCCGCGUCGCCCUGGGAGAGGGAGAUGGAUGGGGAUGCCAUCUCGCAGAAGAGGGAGAGGGAGAAGGGAGAGAGGGGCGGCGGCGGCGGGCCCUCUCGGGAGAGGAGGGUUAGGGCCGGCGUUGGGGCAGGUCAGGGGCAGGGGUGGAGAGAGAAAGGGGUGCGGCGACAGGGGUGGAAGAGGAAGUGA